UCCGCAUUCUAGGGGCGGGGAUAAAAUCGGGCGGCGCAAGGCCGUACGAGGAGACCGCCCGGUGGAAGCACGUGACUUUGGUCUGGAGCCGGAAGUUACCGAUCUGGUGGGCAGCGUCCCGGGUACCUGGGGCUGCGAUGACUUCUGCACUGACCCAGGGGCUGGAGCGAAUCCCAGACCAGGUCGGCUACCUGGUGCUGAGUGAAGGCGCAGUGCUGGCGUCAUCUGGGGAUCUAGAGAACGACGAGCAGGCAGCCAGUGCCAUCUCUGAGCUGGUCACCACGGCCUGCGGUUUCCGGCUGCACCAUGGCAUGAACGUACCCUUCAAGCGCCUGUCUGGUGUGUCUCCCCUCCAGUGGUCUUUGGAGAACACACGCUGCUGGUGACCGUGUCAGGACAGAGGGUGUUUGUGGUGAAGAGGCAGAACCGAGGCCGGGAGCCCAUUGACGUCUGAGCUGCCAGAGGGCGAGGGCCAGAGGUGGACUGGGUCCCUGAGCCUCUGUGAUGAGGAAGACGCUGACCUCCUCCACCUCUUUCUUGGCUGGCUGCUAGAGCUAAGGCUUCUCUCACUCACUUCCUCACCCCACCUGGAAGAGCAGAGGCUUGGGAACUUUGCACUAUGUUAAGGAAAAUGAGGGCAAGGGGAACUUCCUCUUCCCUCCCUCCCUCCUAAUAAAUGUGAGUCUGAUGUUCCUGGG
Molecule: messenger RNA, 698 nt
Organism: Equus caballus (horse)
Lineage: Eukaryota; Metazoa; Chordata; Mammalia; Perissodactyla; Equidae
Gene: LAMTOR4
Product: late endosomal/lysosomal adaptor, MAPK and MTOR activator 4
Biological process (GO): positive regulation of TOR signaling; cellular response to amino acid stimulus
Cellular component (GO): Ragulator complex; lysosome
Molecular function (GO): guanyl-nucleotide exchange factor activity
Source: RefSeq, a predicted model, not a curated record